AUGCCGCGCAAAGUGCAAAGAUCGCUGACCCAAGUGGUCUUCUUCUUCAUCAUCUUGGUCCUUCUCCUCUACCUGAACAGACCCUCGGGCAUUCCUCCGACCUUCGCGUGGACCAAAAUCCGCUACCAAACCACCGCAUCCUCCCUCCCUCCGGUGCGCGGAAAAUGUCCUCAACUCGCCAAAAGCAAAAAGCCCGCCUUGAUCGUGUCACAUGUCGACGCAGAUGGUGACACCUCCUGGCUCACAUCGCUCCAAGAUCGCUAUCAUCUCUGUCUGUACGACGUGGACGGCCCCCGCAAGAACGAGAAAUCUUCGGAGAAUCUUCAAGUUCCCGCUAACCGCGGCCACGAGGCAAUGGCCUAUUUGACGUUUUUGAUCGACAAUUACGAGAACAUUCCCGCCGCAGGUGCGGUGUUUGUACAUGGCUCACGCUGGGCGUGGCAUAAUGAUGCGCCGGAUUACGAUAAUAGGGCGCUACUGGCGGCGUUGAACAUUGACCGUGCGCUGGAGGCAGGUGCGGGAUAUCACAAUCUGCGUUGUGACUGGAGUACAAGUACUUGUCUCGCCUCUGCGCCGGCGCAGGGCUCUCUGGAAAUGAAACUCCAGUCGGUCACAUCGCCGUGGAGUGCGCGAGCCGCCUCUGACGUGGGCUUGCCGCGGGCGUUGGCGGCGAUCUUUAGCGGCGGAGUCACUGGGAUGGAUGCGACUUCGUUGACGGGGAGGACGCAGCUCGGACGCACAGAGAAGGUGCGUGCUCAGUGCUGUGCACAGUUUGUCGUUUCGAGGGAACGCAUGUGGCAGCACACGCGCGACGAGUACAUUGCGCUGAGGCAGUGGCUACUCGAUGGCAGCAGCAACGGUGAUGGUGGGAGGAUGCGGUCGAGAAACGACCCGGCGGCCCCAUCGGACGAUAAAGUUGCUGGACGAAUUCUCUCGUAUAUGUGGCAUAUCCUGUUUGCAAAGCUCGAUGAGAAGGGGAUGGUGGAUUUGGAACGUCUAAAUCGGGAUGCCUGUCCCAGUGCCAAGGAAUGCUACUGUCGCUUAUAUGGCCGCUGUGAUUUGAGAUGUCCAAAUCCCGAGUCAUGUUUCGGCCAGUACCGAGUACCGAAGAACUUCAAGCUCCCCGAUGACUGGGCAGCCACGCAUCAAUAA
Messenger RNA from Penicillium oxalicum, 1152 nucleotides. Its product is annotated as DUF3431 domain-containing protein. The coding region runs from base 1 to 1152 and encodes 383 amino acids. The record is from RefSeq and is a predicted model, not a curated record. The transcript has a single exon. NCBI's taxonomy places the organism in Eukaryota, Fungi, Ascomycota, Eurotiomycetes, Eurotiales, Aspergillaceae.